CAAUAAUACUAGGCUCCUUGAAUUGAAUGUUUUACCAUAGGAAUAUUAUCUGGUACAUGAGUCACUUUUCUAUAAGGAAAAGCAAUGCCAUAGUAAAUGUGUCAAGUUUUAUAUGGUGCUUUUCAGUUUGUAGAUUAGUAUGGAUUUAUUUAUUUAUUUAUUUCGCUUUAGUAUAAACUGAAACUGCAUUUUCUUUCAUAAAAAGCCACCCAAGUCUUGAAUCCAUGACCUCACUCUCCACCCUCUUCUUGUGGGAGAAGAAAUUUUCAUUUGAGCUAGUGCUCAUUGACAGAAAACUAAAUAACUGGAUUGAUGAAUUAAGUUCAUUCAAAUUAGGUUCUUAAGGGCAAAAAUUGUCUUGGCAAUCACCUAUAGCUAAAUGGCUCUUCCUCUUCCCAUGAUAAUGGGAUAGAGGGUGAGGUCAUGGCCUCGUGGUCACUUGUGUGUGUAACUCACCAAAAUGACCAUACCAUUUGUGACCUCUGCUUCAAGGGGAGAUUCAAACUAGUGACCUUUGCUUUAUGAGGUGUGGGGUUCCCAGGAAAUUGUGUGCAUUAGGGUAAAAUGACCAUACCGUUUGUCUUCUAAAGGCUGUCCAGCAAGUUACUCUUCCAUGUUAAAUAAAUUCAUCCUCCUCACCUCCUUAAAGAAACCCAUUUGCAACCUGAAUCUCAUAGGCGAGGAAGGGAAAGGGGAAAGAGAAUCAUGAAAUGAGAUGAGGUACACAAUUUUGCAAAGGCAAGGGUGAUCGCAAGUUGAUUGGGAUCAGUAUGAUGGCCAGCCUGUCACUCAACCAUGUUGAUUAGGGAAGAAAGAAACCCAUUGCCAACCAACGCAAAUCUACUUGCCAAACGUCUGGCCUGAUUGGGUGAUUCCAUCAUUUGGGUGGAGACUGAUGUCAAGGCCAGCAAUCCGAGCCAAUCUAUGCAAGAUCUAAUGAAGAUGGAUUUGAUCUUCGUCAGAUCUAAUGGAUAUGAAGAAGAGAGGUCGACAACUAGCAAGGGGUGAUGCUGGUGAGGUUGAGGUUUAGGAGGGACAAUGACAGGCAAGUUUAAGUAUAGGAUAAUGGGUCGGAAAGCUGGUUCGCUUUAUAUCAACCCAAAGAAAUUUAGCUCUCUUCACAAACCUUGCAUGAAGGAAAUGAUUACAUUUCUCAACUGCUUGGCUGUCAACAACAACAGUAAUGAUAAGUGUGUCCGGCAUAAGGAACUUUUGAGUGCCUGUAUGGACUCUCAGGCAACCAAUAAAAGAAAGUCUUGGGGAAGCAUUAAUUACCACCUGCAGAGGCUUAGCAGAGGAAGAAAGUAGUUGGGUUUAUAGAGAAAGAAUGUUUUAUUAUUGUCUCAUUCUUCAAGUUCAGUAGCAGAGCCUUAGCAUGAAAACCAUUUUGGUUGUUGGACCAGAAAAAGUUUUGAAAUCAUUUCCCAAUUUGAAUUGAAUGCAUCCACUGAAAACAUCUAUUUUGGUUUAUAUUAAUCCUUGUUGCAGUAAAGAGUUUUACAGUGCAACUCUACGUUCGGUAGAAUGAAAUUAGACAAGAUAGACAUCAGAGUUAUUUCUUUACCAAGCUACUCAAAGCUUCAACAUGUUGCUCAUUGAUAAGUGAUAACCUGUUUUAUCUGCUCACAA
This is a messenger RNA of Quercus robur (English oak), 1629 nucleotides long. RefSeq lists its product as uncharacterized. Bases 1039 to 1308 code for a protein of 89 amino acids. Gene Ontology annotation, molecular function: structural constituent of ribosome. The record is from RefSeq and is a predicted model, not a curated record. The transcript has 3 exons. Gene Ontology annotation, biological process: mitochondrial translation. Lineage: Eukaryota; Viridiplantae; Streptophyta; Magnoliopsida; Fagales; Fagaceae.